Molecule: messenger RNA, 915 nt
Organism: Adineta ricciae
Lineage: Eukaryota; Metazoa; Rotifera; Eurotatoria; Adinetida; Adinetidae
Source: the annotation of a GenBank genome assembly
AUGGUUAGUAUAUUUCGUUUAUCCCAAAACCGUUCCCGAGAAGGACAAGACAAUUUCUUUCUUUGGUCAAUGGUUAUUCUUCCAUUUUUGGCGCAAGGUGCUUACAUAUUCGAUGCGUUUUAUUAUAUAACCCAUCAAGAAGAUAAUAACGGCUACGAAGGUCUACUUUCAACAAUUCUCAUUGUAUUUACAUACCUUCGUUAUUGUUCACCGAUCGAAUGUCGUUUGUCUCUCUGUGUAUACUACAUAUUUUUAUGUGUACUCAGUGAGACUGGCAGUAUUGUGUACAUGAUAGCAUUUAUCAUGAGACACGAUCUGUUUUUCAGCGUUGUCUAUGGUAUGUGGAGUUUUAUUGAAAUUAUCAUGACAAUCUUAUUGAUCUACUGUCGAGUUGUGAUGAGAUAUCAAGUGAAUUUUAUUGUGGAAAAUAAACAUCUGUUUCAUUUUAUGUCACGAUUAGAAAUUAUCCUAGCCAUCUUCAUUCCGUUUUUUAUUAGUAAAAAUUUUACAACAUUAACUAAAGAUUCCAUUGCUUUCUUUUUACUCUUCGAUUUCUUUUCCGAUUCGUACUCACGCUUUCAAGGUAUAUGGAUCAAAUCAACUCUAUAUGUGUUCGUAGCAACUGUCACAUUAUCCGUUGCCGCCGAAUGGCUAUACUUUACCGAGAAAUCUCAUAUGUACGAACAAAUCUCAGCGGUUAGUGAAUUAGUCUCAGCGGUAUUAUGCAAUUUAUUGAUUAUUUUACAAUUCUUUCCUUAUCAUUUCAUUCCGAUUCACAUCGAAAAGAUAGCGCGAGAAGGUUUUAUCUUCCAACAACGUCUUAGCACGGCUUUAAUGAACAAAAAGGAAGAGCAACACAUAGCACCGGAAAAAUCCAAUGAAAAGAAGGUCGCUACUAUAGACUCAUUUUGUUAA